Molecule: messenger RNA, 520 nt
Organism: Cantharellus anzutake
Lineage: Eukaryota; Fungi; Basidiomycota; Agaricomycetes; Cantharellales; Hydnaceae
Exons: 1
Source: RefSeq, a predicted model, not a curated record
GUGUGUAUACUGUACAUCAUAUAUGCUAUGGUCAAUGAAUGGCCUAAGUGGAACUGCGUUCGGUAUCGAUAUAGAUAUCCUUUGUGUUUGCGAUACAUCUCUUUGGGGAUGUUAGGCGGCGAUUCGCCACUGGCAGGUUCCGUACAAGUACAAGUGCUGAAGUUGCGCUUCCCACUGAUUUGUAAGGUACAAGAAUGGAGAUCACAGGGGGACUUUGAAUUCCUUCCUCUUGAUCUUCCUUUUUGUGGAGGUUUUGUUGGGGACUUGACAUUUGCGGCUAACCUGUGCAUGAUUAUAGGAUUGGAGAGCUCUAACGCCUUUUUUUCAUGGAUCUUCAUCACCCUUGACAUAAUGAUCCGACCCGCGGGGAGGAGGAGGCUGAUCGAUGACUAAACAACAAGCCACCCUUAAUCAUCGCUCGUCACCUUCCCUCUAUAUACGAAAUGAAUUGUUUGGUCGCAUUUCGAAGGGCUCGUUUCGAUCAUGAACAAGGCUUGCCUUUACACUGCAAUCGCUCCAU